Chinchilla lanigera (long-tailed chinchilla) is the source of this 1632-nucleotide messenger RNA. RefSeq names its product protein kinase, membrane associated tyrosine/threonine 1 (gene Pkmyt1). Lineage: Eukaryota; Metazoa; Chordata; Mammalia; Rodentia; Chinchillidae. Gene Ontology annotation, molecular function: protein kinase activity; ATP binding. Gene Ontology annotation, biological process: protein phosphorylation. The record is from RefSeq and is a predicted model, not a curated record.
GGCUUCCUGCACUGGCCAUGCCUGUGCCCACUGAGGGCACCCCACCACCCCUGAGUGGCACCCCUGUCCCAGUCCCUGCCUACUUCCGCCAUGCAGAGCCUGGCUUCUCUCUCAAGAGGCCCAGGGGACUUAGCCGGAGCCUUCCCCCACGGCCCCCUGCCAAGGGCAGCAUCCCUGUCAGCCGUCUCUUCCCUCCUCGGACCUUGGGCUGGCACCAGCCCCAGCCUCGGAGAGUGUCAUUCCGGGAUGAGGCCUCAGAGCUCCUGCAGAGCCCUGGGUAUGACCCACACAGGCCAGAGUCGUUCUUCCAGCAGAGCUUCCAGAGGCUUAGCCGCCUGGGCCACGGCUCCUUUGGAGAGGUCUUCAAGGUGCGCUCCAAGGAAGACGGCCAGCUCUAUGCAGUCAAGCGGUCCAUGUCGCCAUUUCGGGGCCCUAAGGACCGGGCCCGCAAACUGGCUGAGGUAUGCGGCCAUGAGAAGGUGGGGCAGCACCCACACUGCGUGCGACUGGAGCAGGCCUGGGAGGAGGGCGGUAUCCUGUACUUGCAGACAGAGCUGUGCGGGCCCAGCCUUCAGCAACAUUCUGAGGCCUGGGGCACCAGCCUGCCAGAGACCCAAGUCUGGGGCUACCUGCGGGACACCCUACUAGCUUUGGCCCACCUGCAUGGGCAAGGCCUGGUCCACCUUGAUGUCAAGCCAGCCAACAUCUUCUUGGGGCCCCGUGGCCGCUGCAAGCUGGGUGACUUUGGGCUGCUGGUGGAGCUGGGUACUGCUGGAGCUGGUGAGGCCCAGGAGGGAGAUCCCCGCUACAUGGCUCCCGAGCUGCUGCAGGGCUCCUACGGGACAGCAGCAGACAUAUUCAGUCUGGGUCUCACCAUCCUUGAAGUAGCCUGCAACAUGGAACUACCCCAUGGUGGGGAGGGCUGGCAGCAGCUGCGCCAGGGCUACCUGCCCCCUGAGUUCACUGCUGGUCUUUCUGCUGAACUACGUUCUGUCCUUGUCAUGAUGCUGGAGCCUGACCCCCAGCUGCGGGCCACAGCUGAGGCUCUGCUGGCCCUGCCCAUGCUGAGGCAGCCACGGCCUUGGAGUGUCCUGUGGUACAUGGCUGCCGAGGCCCUGAGUCGAGGCUGGGCCCUGUGGCAGGCCCUGCUCACCCUGCUGUGCUGGCUCUGGCAUGGCCUGGCUCACCCUGCCAGCUGGCUGCAGCCCCCAGGUCCACCAGCUACCCCACCUGGCUCACCACCCUGCAGCCCACUCCUGGACAGCAGUCACUCUAGCAGCUGGGAUGAUGACAGCAUAGGGCCCUCACUCUCCCCAGAGGCCAUCCUGGGCCCAGCCACCAGGAGCACCUCCACACCCCAGGGCAGGUACACACUGAGGAAUGCCCUAGACCUGAGUGACAUGGACUCAGAGGCUCCUAGAGGUUCCUGCCCCUCUUUUGAGCCUCGGAACCUCCUCAGCCUAUUUGAGGACUCGCUAGACCCAGUCUGAACCACAGGCCCAACUUUGGUGCUUUUAACCUUGGAACCCUUUUCUUGUCCCUCCCUUGGGAAGGUGGGAUCUGUCUGGGAACUCCUGUGUCUAAUAAAAAGUAUUUGAAUCUUGGGAGUACCCAAGCUUGCUCGAGUAGCAA